Messenger RNA from Closterium sp. Naga37s-1, 918 nucleotides. The record is from the annotation of a GenBank genome assembly. Lineage: Eukaryota; Viridiplantae; Streptophyta; Zygnematophyceae; Desmidiales; Closteriaceae.
AUGUCGUGGCGGGGAUAUCCGAACAGCGUGAAUGGCAGCGGGGGCGGCGGCGGCGGCGGAUGGAACGGAUCGGCUACUCCCCCACCUUCCUUUGAUCCAUCUGCACGUCCGCCUAAUACGUCUGCGCCGGUGUGCUAUAGUUUCCUCUCCCCCGCCGGAUGCCGAUUCGGCCACCGCUGCCGUUUCUCCCACUCCGCGCCUCCCCAGUCCCACUCCGCGCCUCCCCAGUCCCACUCCGCGCCUCCCCAGUCCCACUCCCUGCUUCCCCAACCCCUCUCCACGCAUCCCCCUGCCCACACCGCGCUUCCCCAAUUCCGCUACGCGUUUCCCCCUACUCACCCCACUCCCCUCCCCUCCCCGUUUCUUGGCUCGGGAGAGGAGCAGGAGGGGGAGGAAAGGGAGGAGAGUGGGGGAGAGGAAGAGGGGAAGGAAGGGGAGGAGGACAAAGGGGGCAGGGUGUAUGGAGAGAAAGAGAAGGAGGGGGGAGAUGGGGAGGAGGACGAGGGGGAGAAAGAGGGAGAGGAGGAUGGGGGGGAGGAGGGGGAGGAAGACAGGGAGGAAGAGAGGGAGGAAGAGAAGGGAACCAAGGCGGUUGGGGUUCUGGCAGGGACAGAGGAGGAGGGGAGGGGGAGAAUGGGGGAUGGAGAAAAGAGGCUGGGAGAGGAAAGUGGGGAGGAGGGGGUGGGAGGGGAGAGGAGGAGAAGAGGCAAUGGAUCAGGUGCGGGGAGGGUGAGGGAGGGGCGGGGGAGGGGAACGCGCGCACAGGCGGAUGUAUUAGUGCAGGGGCGCAUGCAGACGCGCAUGCAGACGCACAUGCAGGCAUGCAUGCAGAGAGAAACACGGAUGCGCAUACCGACACUCAUGCUGAGGCUCAUAGAGGCGCGCAUAGAGAGGGGCAUGCAGGGGGCGAGCGUGUGA